Debaryomyces hansenii CBS767 is the source of this 894-nucleotide messenger RNA. Its product is annotated as lipoyl(octanoyl) transferase. Gene Ontology annotation, cellular component: mitochondrion. The coding region runs from base 1 to 894 and encodes 297 amino acids. The record is from RefSeq and is a predicted model, not a curated record. The transcript has a single exon. Gene Ontology annotation, biological process: protein lipoylation. Gene Ontology annotation, molecular function: lipoyl(octanoyl) transferase activity. NCBI's taxonomy places the organism in Eukaryota, Fungi, Ascomycota, Pichiomycetes, Serinales, Debaryomycetaceae.
AUGCUGAAAUGUAUUAUAGGUAGAAGUAGCAUACUCUUCAAGAGGUAUAAUAGCACCAAAUGCGCUACUAAAUUCACGCCGCUAUGUGAAAAUUACAAGACUUUAAGACAUAUUCAUUUCCCAGGUAUUACUCCAUUUUCUCAAGGUCAAAAGAUUCAAAAUGCAAUGGUAAAUGCUAAUUUAGAUUUUAAGAAACUAGAAUCAAAGAUUAGAAAACAACAGAAUGAAAUAGCAUCAAAAGGCUAUAAGUUAAAUGAAUACGAAGAUAAUUUACUAAAAAAAAUACUUGACAUGAAACCGUUUCCAACUUUGUUAACUUUCGAAUUUGAGAAUGUUUAUACUGGAGGGAAGAAGAUGAAAAAAGAUCUGGAAAUCGGUUCAAAGAUCGAAGAAUAUGAAGCUAUGGGAUGUAAAUUCCACCAGCUUGAAAGAGGGGGGCAGAUAACAUGGCAUGGACAGGGUCAAUUGGUGGCAUAUGUUAUUUUAGAUUUAAAACAAUUCCUGAAUUUAUCCGUUAAAUGCUUCGUUGAUUCUGUUUUAUUGAAGGCAAUUAGAGAAACCCUUAAAAAGAAUUAUAGUCUUGACAGUUUUACGAAUGCCAAUCCGGGAGUUUUUAUGUCGGAAAAGGAUGACAAGAUCGCUUCUGUUGGCUGUAAUAUUCAGAGAGCUAUUACGUCUUACGGAAUCGCUUUAAACAUUAGUCCAGAUUUAAAAUUCCUCAAUACUUCCCCCAUGUGUGGCUUGCCCGAUGUUUCCGCUACAUCCAUUAAAGAAUUAAAACAUGAUACUAAUACUACCAUUAAAGAUGCGGGGUUUCAAUACGCAAAGGAAUUAGCCAAGUUACUCAACAUAACGACUGUCGAGCAUAUGAGUGGAGAAGACUUAAAAUUAUAA